CAGUUUUGUGUUUAUUCUCCUCCAUACAAAUGCCAUGUUAUACGUGGUGUUUAAAAAUCACAUUGUAGUUAAUCUGUAGCCGAAGUGAAGCAGUAUUUUUUUAAUUCCGAAGCGAUUUAAGCCGCUGCUUUGUGUUCUAAAUUAAGAAAUAGUGUGCUGUGCAUUUUAUUUUCUUCCGGAUUUUGAGGUUAGGACAAUAUAUGAGGUUAUAUUGAACACAGAAUGCACCUAAAAAUUAUCGCCGCCGUAAUUAGCUUAGCACUAAUUUUUUCACACGCCAAAUGCGACGAUGUGGAUGACUCGGAAGAAGCGACGGUAGAAACGAUCCCCGAAGAUGCGAUAGACGUCCCGUACGAAAGCCCCAAAUCCCUCGACUCGAAAAGCACGUAUUUGGCGGAACACUUCGACGAUUUAGACCUAUUCUCCAAACACUGGGUGAAAUCUCAGGCCAAAAAAGAAGGAAUCUCUGAAGACAUCGCCAAAUACGACGGACAGUGGCAGGUGGAAAGCGCGCUCAAAGACGGUCUUACCGGCGACAAGGGUUUAGUCCUAAAGUCCAAAGCCAAACACGCCGCUAUCGCGUCAUCCCUAUCGCGAGCUUUCGUUUUCGACGCCAAGCCCCUAGUAGUCCAAUACGAAGUGAUGUUCCAAGACGGGCAAGAAUGCGGAGGCGCCUACCUCAAACUACUAACCCAAGGUCCUGAGACCAAAAACCUCAACAACUUCCACGAUAAAACUCCCUACUCGAUCAUGUUCGGGCCCGACAAGUGCGGCAACGACCACAAGCUGCACUUCAUUUUCAAGCACCGCAACCCCCGCAACGGGACGUUGGAAGAAAAACACUGCAAGAAGCCCAAAGACCGCAUUGAAGAGGUCUUUUCCGAUAAACUCCCACACUUGUUUACUCUUGUGCUCCACCCCGACAACACCUUCGAGAUCUCGGUGGACAAGAAAGUCGUGAAUUCGGGGAGUUUACUGGAUGAUUUCACCCCCGCGGUCAACCCUCCAAAGGAAAUCGACGACCCCGACGACAAGAAACCGGAGGAUUGGGACGAGAGGGAGAAGAUUCCCGACCCCAAUGCCGUUAAACCCGACGAUUGGGACGAAGAUGCCCCUGCUCAGAUCGUGGACGAGUCGGCGGUGAUGCCGGAGGGGUGGCUAGAGAACGAACCAACGCAUGUUCCCGAUCCGGACGCUAAGAAACCGGACGACUGGGAUAGCGACAUGGACGGGGAGUGGGAGCCUCCCCUUAUUGAUAACCCGGGCUGUAAGGACGCGGUUGGGUGCGGACCGUGGGAGCCACCAUUGAUCAACAACCCAGAUUUCAAGGGGAAGUGGAGGGCGCCUUUGAUUGAUAACCCGAAUUACAAGGGGAAGUGGAGGCCGAGGAGGAUCCCCAAUCCCGAGUUCUUUGAGGAUAAGCAGCCCUUCAAAAUGCAGCCAGUGUCCGCCGUUGGUUUUGAACUGUGGUCAAUGUCCAAGGAUAUUUUCUUCGAUAACAUUAUUAUUACCGACGACAUUGAAGUGGCCAAUCACUGGGCGGCUGCUACCUAUGACAAGAAGAGACAAAAGAUCGCUAAAGAUUCGGAAAGCGUAGUUCAGAAAUUAGCCACCCUGACCAACGAAUAUCCUUGGCUUUGGGGCGUGUACAUUAUUGUACUAGGAAUACCUGUCGUUUUUGUAUUAUAUUUGUGCUGCAAGCCUGGAUCCUCUGCUAGUCAAAGUCAGGAGAAAGAGGAACUGCGACAAGCAGCACAGAAGAAAAAGACUGAUGAACCGACUGAAGACGUAGUGGAAGAAGAAGCGAAAGAGGUGGAGGAAGCGGAGGUUGAAAAUCCUGAAGAGGAUGACGAUAGGGAGAAGAAUUCGGGACCUGAUACUGAAGACGAAGACGAGUCUGACGAGAAAGUAGAGCAGGAAAAUUCGCCGAAAGGCGGCGGUGAGGGCGCAAGAAAAAGGAAAGUACGUAAGGAGUGAUAGUUUUUUUUUAAUAUAGCUAGCACCAGCACUGUUUUCAUCUUGCAAGUCUGCAGUUGUAUUUAUUUAUGAUCGUUUUAUUUUUUUGCUGUAAAUGAUCGUUCCAUUUUUGAUUAGGAAAUUUGUACUUUUUAUGAAAGUCUAGUUGUAGUUGUUACGUUUUUGAAUAAAAUUUUUGACCAUAAUUCAUUUUACUGAGCGAGCUAGUUGGAUUUAUAAAUACAAUACCAGACCAAGGAAUAGCCCGUACUAGUAUUGUUACUUGGGAUAAAUUGCAUGAUAUGAUUUUCCAUCAGCGAUUUUCUAUAUAUUUAUAUAAUGUCCUGUGAUUAUGUAAUAGUUCAGAGGAAAAUAAAUACUUAAGUUUACUGUGUGGACCUAAGCUACAAUAAAUAAACUUAAAAAUA
Zophobas morio is the source of this 2384-nucleotide messenger RNA. RefSeq names its product calnexin-like. The record is from RefSeq and is a predicted model, not a curated record. Gene Ontology annotation, biological process: protein folding. The transcript has 6 exons. Bases 223 to 1977 code for a protein of 584 amino acids. NCBI's taxonomy places the organism in Eukaryota, Metazoa, Arthropoda, Insecta, Coleoptera, Tenebrionidae. Gene Ontology annotation, molecular function: calcium ion binding. Gene Ontology annotation, cellular component: endoplasmic reticulum; endoplasmic reticulum membrane.